AUGGCGUGCAUGGGUCCGCCGCUGCCCGAUCCGACACCCUAUCCCACGUACACGGCGGCGCCGACCUACACGCCAUAUCCCACAUACACGCCGGGUCCGACGUACACACCGUAUCCGACACCGACACCUACCCCCACGCCCUACCCCACGUACACGCCAUAUCCGACCUAUACACCACUACCGAUCCCGGCGGACACCAACGAGGUUUCCGAUGGUGAGUUGGUAUCCGACCUGAUAACGUGCCUGGAGCAAACGCCCUGGCUUUGGGAAAUCAUGAAAUCGGCGAUGGCGGAGGAAUUUGCUGAAAUGGGGUUGUCGGGGGCGGUGACGGAAGAGAGCGAGCCAGAAGACCUGCGGUUAUUGUUCGUUUUAGCCAUUCAGGACGACGAAUCACUCAGGGACGAUAUAACCGCCAUCGCGACCGAGUGCAACUGA
This is a messenger RNA of Geodia barretti, 435 nucleotides long. NCBI's taxonomy places the organism in Eukaryota, Metazoa, Porifera, Demospongiae, Tetractinellida, Geodiidae. The record is from the annotation of a GenBank genome assembly.